Pipistrellus nathusii (Nathusius's pipistrelle) is the source of this 891-nucleotide messenger RNA. Lineage: Eukaryota; Metazoa; Chordata; Mammalia; Chiroptera; Vespertilionidae. The record is from the annotation of a GenBank genome assembly.
AUGGCCAAUGUGCUCUGUAACAGAGCCAGGCUGGUUUCCUAUCUCCCAGGAUUUUACUCUUUGGUUAAAAGGGUUGUCAAUCCCAAAGCCUUUUCAACUGCAGGAUCUUCAGGUUCUGAUGAGUCUCAUAUGGCCACUGCACCUCCCGAUAUAUGCUCUCGAACAAUAUGGCCGGAUGAAGUAAUGGGACCAUUUGGGCCUCAGGACCAGAGAUUCCAGCUUCCUGGGAACAUAGGUUUUGAUUGUCAUCUCAAUGGGACCAUGUCACAGAAGAAAAGCCAGGUUCAUAAAACUUUGCCUGAUGUUUUAGCAGAACCUUUAUCAAGUGAAAGACAUGAGUUUGUGAUGGCACAAUAUGUGAAUGAAUUUCAGGGUAAUGAUGCACCUAUUGAACAAGAAAUUAACAAUGCAGAAACAUACUUUGAAAGUGCCAAAGUGGAGUGUGCAAUCCAAACAUGCCCAGAAUUGCUACGAAGAGAUUUUCAAUCACUGUUUCCAGAAAUGGCCACCAACAAACUAAUGAUUCUGACCGUAACACAGAAAACUAAGAAUGAUAUGACAAUGUGGAGUGAGGAGGUAGAAAAUGAAAGAGAAAUUCUCUUAGAAAAGUUUAUCAAUGGUGCUAAGGAAAUAUGCUACGCUCUUCGAGCUGAAGGCUAUUGGGCUGACUUUAUUGACCCAUCAUCUGGUUUGGCGUUUUUUGGACCAUAUACAAACAACACUCUUUUUGAAACAGAUGAACGCUAUCGUCAUUUAGGAUUCUCUGUUGAUGACCUUGGCUGCUGUAAAGUGAUUCGUCAUAAUCUCUGGGGUACCCAUGUGGUUGUAGGAAGUAUCUUCACGAAUGCAACACCAGACAGCCAUAUUAUGAAGAAAUUAAGUGGAAACUAG